GGUGACGUCACGCGGGGGGGGGAUGAGUCACGGGGCCGUGAUGCAGUCCCCGGGCGUGCGGUGCCCCCCCCACCCCCACCCCCCUCCAUCCCCACCCCCCUUCUCCCGCCUGGGGACGGCACCGGGGACGGCGACACCGGGGACAGCGGGGACAUUGGGGACAGCGGCAGGCGCCCCUUCUCCCCUUGGGGGGGCCCCGGCGCGGGAGGAAAGACGGCUCUCAGCACCCUGCUGCGCUGCUUCCCCUGCCAGCGGCUGUGCGGGGGGUGCACGGUGCCCCCCGCGCCCCCCCGGCCCCCCGGGGCCCUGCCACCCUCGGUGCCCCCGCCGCCAGCCCGCCGCCACCUGCCCCCCGCCGCCUGCCUGCCCCCCAGGACCUUCCACAGCUACCUGCCCCGCUCACACCGCACCUACAGCUGCGUCCACUGCCGGGCACACCUGGCCCGCCACGAGGAGCUCAUCUCCAAGUCCUUCCAGGGCAGCCAUGGCCGUGCCUACCUCUUCAACUCCGUGGUUAACGUGGGCUGCGGGCCGGCCGAGCAGCGCCUGCUGCUCACCGGGCUGCACUCGGUGGCCGACAUCUUCUGCGAGAGCUGCAAAACCACCCUGGGCUGGAAAUACGAGCAGGCCUUCGAGAGCAGCCAGAAGUACAAGGAGGGGAAGUUCAUCAUCGAGACGUCGCACAUGGUGAAGGAGAACGGCUGGGACUGACGGCACGCCGGGGGCACCCCGCUGUUGGGGGGGGCACCCCGCUGUUGGGGUGGCAGCGCGGUGUCCCCCCCCCCACCCCACAACUCCUCACCUUCCCGGUGCCCUGUGGUGGGGGCACCCUGCCGGGGCACCACAGGGCCCAUCACCAGCACGGGGGGGGGGGGGGCUGCGGGCAGCUUUUUUAGGGGAAUAAAAGCUUUUUUUUUUAUA
Messenger RNA from Anas platyrhynchos (mallard), 921 nucleotides. RefSeq names its product yippee like 4 (gene YPEL4). The record is from RefSeq and is a predicted model, not a curated record. NCBI's taxonomy places the organism in Eukaryota, Metazoa, Chordata, Aves, Anseriformes, Anatidae.